AUGGGGGUGGGAGGUCACUCAAAAGGCACUAUUAAAUUCUCCACCAGAAAGUUCAACUUAAAAUUCAACUUGUUAAAGACACUCACUGAGAAGCUGAGAUGCUCAGUCACUCACAAGCAGGUUGAACUCGUUAAAGUCACUCACAAGCAGGUUGAACUCGUUAAAGUCACUCACAAGCAGGUUGAACUCGUUAAAGUCACUCACAAGCAGGUUGAACUCGUUAAAGUCACUCACAAGCAGGUUGAACUCGUUAAAGUCACUCACAAGCAGGUUGAACUCGUUAAAGUCACUCACAAGCAGGUUGAACUCGUUAAAGUCACUCACAAGCAGGUUGAACUCGUUAAAGUCACUCACAAGCAGGUUGAACUCGUUAAAGUCACUCACAAGCAGGUUGAACUCGUUAAAGUCACUCACAAGCAGGUUGAACUCGUUAAAGUCACUCACAAGCAGGUUGAACUCGUUAAAGUCACUCACAAGCAGGUUGAACUCGUUAAAGUCACUCACAAGCAGGUUGAACUCGUUAAAGUCACUCACAAGCAGGUUGAACUCGUUAAAGUCACUCACAAGCAGGUUGAACUCGUUAAAGUCACUCACAAGCAGGUUGAACUCGUUAAAGUCACUCACAAGCAGGUUGAACUCGUUAAAGUCACUCACAAGCAGGUUGAACUCGUUAAAGUCACUCACAAGCAGGUUGAACUCGUUAAAGUCACUCACAAGCAGGUUGAACUCGUUAAAGUCACUCACAAGCAGGUUGAACUCGUUAAAGUCACUCACAAGCAGGUUGAACUCGUUAAAGUCACUCACAAGCAGGUUGAACUCGUUAAAGUCACUCACAAGCAGGUUGAACUCGUUAAAGUCACUCACAAGCAGGUUGAACUCGUUAAAGUCACUCACAAGCAGGUUGAACUCGUUAAAGUCACUCACAAGCAGGUUGAACUCGUUAAAGUCACUCACAAGCAGGUUGAACUCGUUAAAGUCACUCACAAGCAGGUUGAACUCGUUAAAGUCACUCACAAGCAGGUUGAACUCGUUAAAGUCACUCACAAGCAGGUUGAACUCGUUAAAGUCACUCACAAGCAGGUUGAACUCGUUAAAGUCACAGUGGAUGAGCCCAACGGCUGCCAGGCGAAUGAUGAGGGAGAGCACCUGGGUGAGGAGGGGGCAAUUGGAGCAGAAAUUCAGAGGGGAUGA
Messenger RNA from Closterium sp. Yama58-4, 1191 nucleotides. Lineage: Eukaryota; Viridiplantae; Streptophyta; Zygnematophyceae; Desmidiales; Closteriaceae. The record is from the annotation of a GenBank genome assembly.